CCCGGAAGUGUUGUUUCUGAUUGUAAACAUGGUAUUAUCGAGCAUAUAAAACAAUCUUAACAGCAACGAUAACAAGAUAACUUGAAUUUCUAUCACGAUGGACUUUUAUCCGGCGUCUGUCAUCUUCUGUUUCCUAAUUCCGGUAAACUGCCGCAUGAAUGUGCUAUUUUUAGUAGCGGACGACAUGAGAGCCGAACUGGAGGUGUACUACGGACCGGAUUUCCCAUCUCCCGUUCACCCGCCUAUGUGGACUCCUUCGCUAAAUUCUCUGGCGGUAAAAAGUCUUCUUCUAAAACGUUCAUACGUUCAGCAAGCCGUCUGCUCGCCGAGUAGGAGUUCGCUUCUGACCGGCAGACGACCCGACACCACGCAUGUGUACGAUUUGCAUCACUACUUCCGAAAAGUAGGAGGAAAUUUUACAACGAUUCCGGAAUAUUUCAAAAUAAAUGGCUACAGGACGAUAGGAAUGGGAAAGAUAUUUCACCCGGGCCUUGCUUCUGGUCACGACGAUCCCAUUUCGUGGACGGAUCCUUACUUCCAUGGAGUGCAGCCACCGGAAUAUGACAGUGGGCGGAGCUGGAUGGCCAUUCCGGAGUCCGAAUGGUCAAAGAAGCCAAUCCUCGAUACCCAGCUUGCAGACCACGCUGUUACAGUGCUGAGGCAAGUCGCUACUAAGGCAAAAUCAGGGGAGCAGCCAUUUUUCGUUGCAGUUGGGUUUCAUAAGCCCCAUCUGCCGUUCGUUUUCCCCGACAAAUUCCUGAGUUAUUAUCCGCCAGAAUCCAUCAGACUUCCUCCGAAUGCUUAUGCUCCUGACCACAUGCCCAACGUAGCGUGGACCAAGUACGGAGAGUUGAGAAAAUACAAAGAUAUAAAUGCGUUGAACGCUACUGGCGACAUUAACACAACGCUACCUAGAGACGUGGUGCUGGCGUUGAGAAGAGCCUACUACAGUGCCCUGUCGUAUACAGACAGCGAACUGGGGCGAAUUGUCCUGGAGCUGAACAAACUGGGUCUGGCGAACAACACGAUCGUGUCUUUCUGGGGAGACCACGGCUGGCAGCUAGGGGAGCACGGGGAGUGGUGCAAACACACCAACUUCGAACUGGCUGUCCACGCGCCGAUGAUGGUGCACGUGCCCGGUCUCACCGACGGAGGCAUCGUCACGGAGCAGCUUACGGAAUUCGUCGAUCUCUUUCCAACCCUGGCGGAAGCUGCCGGACUACCUCCUCUCCCACUGUGUCCCGUCGACUCGACAAAAGUCGGGUUAUGUCGGGAAGGAAUGAGUCUCGUGCCUAUCAUGCGUGAUCCAAAGACAAAGUGGAAGAAGGCGGCGUUUUCUCAGUAUCCCAGAAACGAAGGAAACACGAUGGGCUACAGCAUGAGGACCGACAGAUACAGGUACACGGAGUGGCCGAGAUUUAAAGGCAAGCCUCUGUACAAACCGGACUGGAGUAAACUCUUUGGUGUCGAGCUGUACGACCACGUAAUUGACCCAGAGGAAAAUGUCAACCGUGCAGAUGACCCAAGCUAUACGGAUAUCAGGAAGGAGUUGAGCAGUAUGUUGAGAGCCGGAUGGCGAUCAGCCAUUCCCCACUGAGUCAUUAAAUCAAAAUAAUCGGACAAAAAUAGGUAAACUGAUUAUGAUGCCACUAAAACAUGGAUUUGAUUUGCAGAUAGUUGCCCUUGCUCAGUGUUCAGUUAUCGCAACGUAAUAAUAAUACGAAGUACUUAAUAUUUCCAUGCCUGCCAAUAGUGAGAUACUAUAUAUAUACUCGAUGUUUUUAUAUUUUGUGUAUUUUUUAAAUAAAUAUUUUUCCAGUAA
This is a messenger RNA of Gigantopelta aegis, 1822 nucleotides long. Its product is annotated as iduronate 2-sulfatase-like. The coding region runs from base 98 to 1597 and encodes 499 amino acids. NCBI's taxonomy places the organism in Eukaryota, Metazoa, Mollusca, Gastropoda, Neomphalida, Peltospiridae. The transcript has a single exon. Gene Ontology annotation, molecular function: iduronate-2-sulfatase activity. The record is from RefSeq and is a predicted model, not a curated record.